AUGACGUCGGCUCGGCUGGCUGCUGCGCUGCUCGCUGCUCUCGCGUGGGCCCUCUGCGGCCCCAGGGUGUGGGCCCUCGAGCCCCUGCUCUCGUUCGACGACGCCGCCGACCAAAAGUGCCGCCUCGACGCCGCCCUCUACCGCAGCCAACUGCAAAACUUCACCCUCUGGGCCGUCAAAAUGUACGAUGCGAGUGCGAAGGCGCCCGUGGGAAUUUUGGCUGGCGCCACCUUCCAGCUGGGCCACUUCGACGAGUGCCUGCAGGUGGGCUCGGAAGAGGCCCCGACGCCCGUGGUGGCGCUGCCGGCGCCGCUCAGGGCCCAGUACUGCGUGGCGCGCAUCCGGCUGGAACCUGAGCAGGCCACCUACCCUGGAUUCCACCGGCUCGACCGCCCGCACGCCUUCUCCCUGCAGUACGACCCCCGCGACUCCGCCUGGGAAAAACUCAUGGUGCCCUUGGACCCGUCGAAGAAGCCGCGCAACUCGUUCCACUGGGCCACCUGCAUUCCCGCCAGCUGCUCGCCGGCCGACCUGAAGGUGGCUUUGGACGCCGCCCUGCAGCCCCUGCGCCAGCGCCACGAAGUCCAGCUCAGCGUGGACGUCGAUGAAAAACUCUGCACCGUCGCCCAACGAAUGCCGCUCUCCACUGCGGACAUCGCAGUCUUAACUGUCAUCCUGCUGGUUUUCGGCAUUGUGGUUGCUGCCUCUUUCUUCGACAUGGCCAUCUACAGGCAAAGACCCGCCGGCGACGAGAGACCACUCACGAGAGGCCAGGAAAUUCUGAUGGCGUUUUCUGCCUGCACAAAUCUGGAGAAGCUGAACAAGCCUGACCCGACAGACGACCUGGGCAUCCUGCACGGCCUGCGCCUCUUCUCCAUGGUGUUCAUCAUCCUGGGUCACCGCUGCCUCUUCUCCUACGGUGGGCCCUUCUUCAACCCUGAAUUCCUCGAGGAGAGGUACCGCAAGAUCGAGGACAUGUUUCUGCUGAACGGAACGCUGCUGGUGGACACGUUCUUCGUGCUGUCCGGCUUCCUCACCUGCUUCGGCAUCCUGCUCGAGAUCCACAAGCGCAAGACGCUCAACGUGCCCAUGCUCUACCUCUACCGCUGGAUGAGGUUGACUCCGGUCUACAUGAUGGUGGUGGCGUUCUACGCGACCCUCUUCUCCAAGGUGGACUCUGGCCCUCUGUGGAAGGCCAGGGUUGGCCUCGAGCAGGAGCGCUGCGUGCAGAACUGGUGGACAAACCUUCUCUACGUCAACAACUACGUCAACGCUGACCAGCUGUGCAUGUUCCAGUCUUGGUACAUCGCGUGCGACAUGCACUACUUCCUGCUGGCCCCGCUGAUCGUGAUUCCGCUCUACAAGAACCCCAAGUUAGGACUGGCGCUGCUGGCCGCCGUCACUUCCCUUUCCAUUGUCAUUCCCUUCGCCGUCACCUACGUCGGCGAGUACAGCGGCGUGCUCAGGGUCUACAUGAGCCUGCUGGAGGACCCACCUUCGAACGAGGACUACUACGCGGUGUACAUCAAGAGCCACAACCGGGCGGCGCCCUACUUCAUCGGCAUGGCGGCCGCCUACCUGUACGGCAUCCUCAAACUCUCCGACAUCAAAAUCCCCAAGGGGGUGAUGUGGGGCUGCUCUCUGGCGGCGACGGUGGUGGGGCUGACGUCCAUGUUCGGCGCCUGGGUGUUCUACAUCCCUGGCCGCGAGUACUUCGCCGGCGAGAACGCGGCGUACGCGUCGCUGCACCGCGUCGGCUGGGCGCUGACCGUGGCGUGGGUGGUGCUCGGCGGCUGCACCACCCGCUUCGGGGUGCUGCAACCCCUGCUGCAGCUCAACGCCUUCCUGCCCCUCAGCAGACUCACCUACUGCGCCUUCCUCACGCACGGCGCCGUCCAGCUCUACACCCUCGCCACCCUCCGACAGCCCGAGUUCAUGAGUUUCCCCAAACUGUUCUGGAUGGCGUCGGGGGACAUCACGAUUUCGUUCAUCGUGGCGCUGUUCGUUCACCUGUUUUUCGAGGCGCCCCUCGGGGCAAUCCAGAAAAUGCUGCUGCGCAAGAAGCCAGCUAACAGACCAAGGAACGAGAACGCACCGGCGGCGGUCCACAUGGCAGACGCUCCUCCGCCGCCCCCUGUGGCCUCAACCCCUCCGCCUCCGGAAACCUCAACGCCUCCAGCCCCGAGGGACGCUACUCCUGAAAUCCCGGACAACCCUGACGAACAGCAAAGCAGUGUCUGAAGUCUUAAUUUUAUGUCCUGAAUGAUAUGCUUAUUUAUUUGUUACCUCAACCUUGCGUUAUUUAAUUUAAGCUCUAAUUUUAACCAUGCAUGUUCA
This is a messenger RNA of Cloeon dipterum, 2337 nucleotides long. Its product is annotated as nose resistant to fluoxetine protein 6-like. The record is from RefSeq and is a predicted model, not a curated record. Lineage: Eukaryota; Metazoa; Arthropoda; Insecta; Ephemeroptera; Baetidae. The transcript has 12 exons. Gene Ontology annotation, molecular function: acyltransferase activity, transferring groups other than amino-acyl groups. The coding region runs from base 1 to 2241 and encodes 746 amino acids.